CCUCUUUGUGCGGGUAGCGACAGUAGGUCGUAAUUAACAUGGCCAAUUUCGUGCUUUUGGACUAAAUCUGAUUUCAUUUUAAUGGCUGCCGAACCGGGGAGACUACUGGCUGGACAAGGUCAAGGAAAACGAGGCAAAGGUUCCCAAAUGAAGUCCAGUCCAGAGAAAAAGAAGAGGAAAUCUAAUGCACAGGGGACUGCAUUCUCCCAUCUGUCAGAAUUUGCGCCCCCUCCAACUCCUAUGGUAGACCACCUGGUGGCCUCCAACCCAUUUGACGAUGACUUUGGCCCUCCAUCACGUCCUAGUGGGGCAGGUGGCCCGGGAACCCCUUUCCUGCCCAGCCCAGGAGCCAGCAGUGGAGGAGGAGGAGGAGGAUAUGGAGGAGGUGGUCGUAUUGGAGGAGGAAUGGGGUUUAUGGGUGGGCCUGGAGGACCAGGUGGUCCUCAGGCCGGUCGGAGACCUCCUUUUGUAGCCCCGCCCCCCAACGCCGGACCACACAAUCCGCUGGGCUUUGGGGGAAUGCCAGGAUUUGGAGGCGGGGGCGGAGGGGGUGGUGGCGGUGGGUUUCCUCCAGGCGGGCCGUCACACUUUAACAUGGGUCCGAAUUUCAGCCCUUCUAUGCACCCAGGACAAGGCUUCAACCCCAUGCUGUCGCCUGGUGGGAUGGGGGGACCCGGUGGACCCGGAGGAGGAGGAGGUCCUCCCCACCCGCGAUUUGGGAUGCACCAGCAGCAUCCUCAGCAUGGGCAGGGUGGUCACCCAUUUAACAGCCCCCCCCUGCCCGGCGGCCCAGGUCCACGCGGCCCCCCCCACGGCCCCAUGAACCCUAUGGGGGGCAUGCCAGGUGGGAUGAUGGGAGGUCUGGGAGCGGGUGGAGGUGGUGGAAACAUGGUCGGUGGCCAUCCAGGCGUGCCCCCACAGGGACAGUUCCCUCCCCAGGAUGGUCCCUACCCUGGGUCGAGCCCUCCAGGCAGCGAGGACGGCAAGAACUUUGGGGGAGGUUCAGGCAGCCAACAGCCUGGGCCUCCUCAGCAGCAGCCGGCUAACAUGAAUCCCUCCGGUCCCCCUUCCAAUAACGCCACCCCGGGUCCGUCCCCAGCCUCAGGACCCCCUCAGCCUGUCGGAGGUUUUCCCGGCCACCCCGACGUCCAACAGCCCAACCCCAACACACCCAGUCAGCCACCGUCUGUCCCCCCACCCCCCAACCCAAACUCUUCCCCUACUGGCCCUCUGAAUGGUCCACAGCCUCAGCAGGUGCCACCCAAUCAGCAUCAGCCGCCCAAUGCAACCGGCGGUCCCGCCUCCAACAGCUCAUCCAAUCAACAGCAGCCAACACCACCCAACUCCGCCCUGGGGUCCACGCCCUACAACCAGCAAGGCAAUGCCCCUGGUGCAGGCCCACUGCCCAACCAACCGCCCAAUUCAAAUCAGAACAACAUGAACAACAGCAGUGGAGGGAACACCCCCGGGAACAACCCCAAUCCUCCGUCCAACUCCACCGCCACGCCCAACACCCAGUCCCCGCUGCCGCCCGGCCCCGCCCCUCCGCCCGGCGCCGGCCCGGCCCCUGGCCCGCAGAAGCUGGGCGGAGGGAUGGUGUUCCCGUGCGGCCUCUGCCUCUCAGAGGUGCACGACGAUCAAGAGGCGAUUUUGUGUGAAGCGUCGUGCCAGCGCUGGUUCCACAGAGACUGCAGCGGCCUGACCGAGCCCGCGUACGGACUGCUGACCAGGGAGAGCGCCGCCGUCUGGGCCUGCGACUUCUGCCUUAAGACCAAGGAGAUCCAGCCGGUGUACAUACGCCAGGGACUUGGACAGUUAGUGGCAGCCAAUGACGGCUGAGAAACCGGACAGGGGACAAAAAAAACAAAAAAAAAAACUGACGGACAGAUGCUUCAGGAUCUAGGUAGCUUUGAGGACUGAUACAUAUGGAUGACAGAGAAAGAAUGGAAGACUUUGACUCUCACACAACAUGGACAGAAAUGGACUUGUUUCUGGAGAAGUCGUACUCCAUGUAAACAUUUUCAGUGGUCCUUUUCUUUUCUCAGCAGGUUGCUCUCUCAGAGCUGAGUGCAGAGGACGUUUUAGGCGUACUUCUUCGAUACCGUCGCAUGCUUGCAUACUUCGUGGCCAAGUAAAGUUUGUGUAAUUAUUAUUCUGUGAUGUGAUUUUUAGACAGUUAAAAAUUCUGCAUAAGCCCACCAUCCUCUCUGAAGAAGAGCUCAAAACUUGAUGCCUGUGAUUGUGUCAGCCUUGAGUGUGUCACAAUGCUAUCAUGCUAACGUGCUGAUCAGAACUUCAUUGUUAUUGGCCCAGGAAGUCGGUCAACUCAGGCUUCCCCCACACGUACAGAAACUGACUCAUCGGCCAGCAAAGCACUGAUACCAGUUCACUACCUCAACACCGAACGACACAGAGGCUUCAGCACUGACGUUCCCACUGACCGGCUGACAGAAGACGGCCAUCCUGAACCGUACUACGUGCGCGCGUGCGUGCGUGCGUAUGUGUGUGUGUUAACGUUUCCUCCUCUGAAUGGUGCCAUCUCAUUGCAGGUGAUUCCAAAUGGAACUUAUCCGCUCCUGUUAAAAAAAGAAAGAGAAAAAUAAACAAAGGACUGGCGGAUGGACUUGUACAUAUGUGGAAAAAAAAAAAAUUUGUACUUGAAUGAUAUGUCUGUCCACCUAGGAAUGCAAAAGCUCUAGUGCCCAGAGAUGUGCCCGCCGUUUUG
This is a messenger RNA of Chanos chanos (milkfish), 2725 nucleotides long. It is a transcript of the gene pygo2, whose product is annotated as pygopus homolog 2 (Drosophila). Bases 82 to 1839 code for a protein of 585 amino acids. Lineage: Eukaryota; Metazoa; Chordata; Actinopteri; Gonorynchiformes; Chanidae. The transcript has 4 exons. The record is from RefSeq and is a predicted model, not a curated record.